AUGACAAUAUUUGACCCGGAGAAUGUCCAGAGAGCAUUUUCAAAAUGGCGGCUAAAGGAUCCAAGCGAUGACAGGCUGACAAUUGUCAAUCAAGGUCGUUUAGGUAACGUCAUGUUCCAAUACGCGUCCCUCCUUGCAAUAGCUUUACGUAACGGUAAACGUCCUUUUGUGUUCAGCAGCAACAUCAUUAGGGGUACGUUUGAUGUGUCUUUUGUGGAAGAUGUGGAUACGAAACAGUGGCUACAGAUAAAAGAGAGACAGUUUGCAGCGUAUUGUCCCGAGAUGGCAAAUCUGCCCAAAGGGAGUUUUCAACUUGUUCAAAUGUUCCAGUCCUGGAGGUAUUUUGAACCAAUAAAACAAGAAAUAAGGAAAGAAUUAAAAUUCAAAGAAGAACACGAACAAGCAGGAGGGGAAAUGUUCCGCCAUUACACAGCUCCAUAUCGCAACAGAACUAUAAUAGCUUUACAUGUCCGGCGGACUGAUAUGAACGACACCACUGAAUCAUCCCAUGGUCAUACCAUGGCGCCAUUGUCUUAUAUACGCAAAGCUAUCCUUCAUAUGCAAUCCAAGUUUCGUACUCCAGUAUUUUUGAUAGCGACGGACGACAAGGACUGGUGUCGAACCCACCUAGCAGGACCCGAUAUGGUGUUAAUGUACAACGACAACCCACACAUGGAUCUUGUAGCAAUGUCGAUGUGUGAUCACGUGAUCAUGACUGUAGGGACGUUCGGAUGGUGGGCUGCCUGGCUGGUGGGCGGAUACACUAUAUACUAUAACGGCUACCCCAAAGAAGGAAGCAUCAUGGCACGCGAGUUUGUGAAGGAAGACUUCUUUCAGCCUCACUGGAUUCCAAUGGGAGCCUGA
This is a messenger RNA of Haliotis rufescens (red abalone), 864 nucleotides long. RefSeq names its product galactoside alpha-(1,2)-fucosyltransferase 1-like. Gene Ontology annotation, cellular component: membrane. Gene Ontology annotation, biological process: carbohydrate metabolic process. The record is from RefSeq and is a predicted model, not a curated record. Bases 1 to 864 code for a protein of 287 amino acids. The transcript has a single exon. Gene Ontology annotation, molecular function: galactoside 2-alpha-L-fucosyltransferase activity. NCBI's taxonomy places the organism in Eukaryota, Metazoa, Mollusca, Gastropoda, Lepetellida, Haliotidae.